This is a messenger RNA of Solea senegalensis (Senegalese sole), 7969 nucleotides long. It is a transcript of the gene znf384a, whose product is annotated as zinc finger protein 384 a. The record is from RefSeq and is a predicted model, not a curated record. Gene Ontology annotation, biological process: regulation of transcription by RNA polymerase II; central nervous system development. Gene Ontology annotation, molecular function: RNA polymerase II cis-regulatory region sequence-specific DNA binding; DNA-binding transcription factor activity, RNA polymerase II-specific. The coding region runs from base 3502 to 5232 and encodes 576 amino acids. Lineage: Eukaryota; Metazoa; Chordata; Actinopteri; Pleuronectiformes; Soleidae. Gene Ontology annotation, cellular component: nucleus. The transcript is spliced from 11 exons.
UUCGAGACUUUUUUUUCUCUUUUUUUAUUUUCUCUCAGUGAGAUGAGCAGGGAGUGAGGAAUGGAGGCGUAGGGAGCGCGGAUGUUUGUGUUUACUCAGCGACCAAAGCUAAAGCACAUGAACACACAGGCCUCCUUGUAGCUAAAGCGAACAAAAGGAGGAAAAUUAAUGGAGGCAAGUUAGCUAGCGCCCCUUGUCUUCUUGCGCUAAAGAGCUAACGCUAGCCAUGUUUGUGUGUGUGUGUGUAAAACCGCCGACGUCUCAUUUUAGCCACUGUCAGCUGCUAAAGCUGGAGUGUAAACACAUCCUGCGAGAACGGGCUCUUCUGCGUGUGUUCUGACAUUUGCAUUUACGCGACUUCUUUAAUUAGCGGCUAACGUUAGCACGAGGCUAACAGUGGCAAUAGUUUAGGGCCAGAUUGUGCCUAAAGAUAGGACAAAAAUACGAUAUUAUCGCACAUCGCGAUAAUAUCGUAUCUUUUACAUAGGUAGUCACAGAGCAGUUGUUGCUCAUUAAAAAGAAUUGUAUACACAUAAAGUAAAAAAGAAGCAGCAGAUAUACUGUAAGAAAAGUUACUACACCUGUGGGGAAUGGAAAUGAUAACUUAUUGACAAUGCUGCAACUGCAACCUACCAUUAUUUUCAUUAUUGAUUAAUGUGUCAAUUAUUUUCCAAAUUAAUAAAAUAAUUGUAAACUGUAAUAAACAUAAACUGUUUGACUAACCUUAAAAUUAUAUCUCGAAAUAAAAAAAUUCAGUUUAAAUGUUUUCUUUGUUAAUAUUCAGCAAAGAAACCAGAAAAUAUUCACAUUUAAGAAGCUGAAAAAUGUGAAAAGUUGUUUUAACAAUUCAAGAACAUUCCAUCCUAUUAAGUGAUUAUAGAAAUGUGUUGACAAUUCGUUAGUAGUUGAUUCAUUGAUUAAUUGUUAACCAACCUGGUUAUUAUGUGUGUUAUUGAUUUGUGCAUUAAAACACUGGAUGGAAAUAGACAUUUUGAAAAGGAAAAUUUAUUUUAGGAUAUUGCUCAAAAAGUCUUUACUCUUGAGUUGGAAGUAGAUAAGUGUGUUGUUAAAAAGGUAAAUGGAAAUAUAGUACAUCAGCCUGUUUUUGUGUACAUGUUUGAUUUGUGCAUUUAUAAAGCCCCAAAUGUAAACAUAGAAAAUAAGUAAAAAAUAUAGGCACUGGCAAAUCAAUAAAAGGUAAAAGCAAAUAAGACUCAUCAUUGAAAAAUGCAGAUGACAGGAGAAAUGUGUGGACUGAUAAGGAAACCACAACAAUCCUCAACUAAGUGCAAGAGGCGAAUACGACCACAAUAGUAGACAGAAGCAGUGACAAAACACUUUUCAAUCAUGCCCAGCAUGUCACAUGAUCAGGUAGUGCCUUCUUAUCCUUCUGUGGUGACACGACUUCAAAUUGUGCAGUGCCUACUGUUUGUCUUGGUAAAUAAACUCCCUAAUAAUUGCAUAAUAUCAGCGGACAGAAACAGACAUCAGCGCAUAUUUUCUUUUUCCAUAUUUUUUAAAUGUUUUAAAGUUUGAGAUGCACUUGAAUCCAAACCAGCCUAAUGUGUUGAUUGUGGUGUAUUUCCAUUGAUGGUGAAUAGUGAGAAUGGUUAAAAUUCCUCAUGAAAGAAGGGGAGCCUGCAACUUUUCACCAAUUUGGGGGGGAAAAUACUUGUAUUUUUCAUUCUAAGACACCCACUUAAAUAUGUAUCUUUACUAACAUGUAUUUGAAACAUCAUAGCCUUUAUUUUGUCACAUAUUUUAAUGGCUCUCAGAGCAUUGAAGCUUUCAACUUUACCCUCUGAAUGGCCCCCGUAAUAACCUUUCUGGUGCUAAGUUGUCAGCUCGCUAUUAUUUAAUCUGCCAUUUGAGCUUGCCCCAUCAUUUAUUAACAGGUUUGCAGGAGAAUAGCCUCAUGAAAAAUAACUUUGAACAUGCAUUGAGCAAUGCACGUUCUAAGUCAGUCUUGAAUGAGAUGUGACACUCCCCGACUUUUUUUUUUUCAUGUACUUUCCCAAAAUGGUUCAACAGUCGCAGUUGCAUUGAAUGUCAGCUAAUCUGUACUAACAUGUAAUCACAUGCAUGCUUCCCUUGGUUUGUGUGCAAUAUGGCUAUGCAUGGCAUAUACAUAUUCAGUCUCCACACAUGCUUAAUGGAAAGCCAAAUGCAUGUUACUAUGGAAUUACAACACUUCCUUGUUUGUGCUGCAGAGACCACUUUGCCUUAAUGUCAGUGGGAGAUGAUGAUGAUGAUGAGAAAAGAUCACAUGUUCAGUGAUGAAAAUGUACAAAAGUAGUCUUUUAAACUGAGGGUGUUGUUUUUCACAAACCAUAUUAUGCACCAGGGCUGCACGGUAUUGGUAAAACGUGCACAGUUGAAUGUUGCGAGGACUGUAUGACAAAUACUUUAUAGUAUAGUUUAGUAUAGUAUUCCGUGUUAAUAUAGUUAUUCUGCUUUGGGUUUGCUGUCAACAAAUAAAACCUAAAUGCAUUGUUUUCCUUCCAACACCGUGGACCAUUGGAAAUAUCUCUUACUACCUGCCUGGAUUGUUGGAUUAAACAAAUAGAAUUCUGAAAGCAUAUAGAUUUUUAAACAGAUGUAAACCUAAUUAUUCAAAUCCACACUGCAGUGUCUCACAUUGCAAUCGUUAAACUCAGCCUAUCCCAAAUAAAAGAAGGUUGUGCGGCCCAUUUUAUAUUAUUCAUACCAUAAAAUGUUUCCAUUUUACUGACUUGUAUAUAAAAAGGUAAAUAAUUGUAAAAAAUAUGUUUAAGUUUAUUCCUUUAAGCAUAGGGAUAUGAGGAAGUUGCAGUGUAAACAAAGAACAUUUUAGUGUAAAGGGCAACAUAUUGUGAUAAAAUGUUAAAAACAAAACAAUUAUUUAACUUUAUUUUAAGUAAAAACAUGGAGAAAUACCUUUUAUCGCCAUUCAAGAAGACUUCAGUACUCUGUAUAAUGCAUAUGAUGAGUUUUCCAUAUUGUUCAGCCUUAUUACACACUCUUUAUUUUUCUACACGUGCUGUUUGAGAAAACGUAGCUGCGUCAUCUUUCCAGGCAGUAAACCAGUUAACAAACAUUGUGUUGGUAAGUCAAAAUUAGACUUGAUUGUGAAUUUCGUUAAGAGCAACACAUACCGUGUAAGAGGUGUGAGGAAGUACAUGGGCUGUUAGAGAGCGUUAGAAAAAAAGCCUAAAAGACCUGAUUACGAUCAGUGUUUUCUCAACUCUUGCCUCUUCUGUCAUGUAGUUUUUUUUUAUAUCCAUCCCUUCUGGAAUUCAACAUCUUUACCUGAUUUCUUUCUGCAUCCUCUCCUCUGUAAAUCUUAGCAAAAUACGCAUGGAAAACCAUCCCGCCAGGACGAAAUCUUGGAAGCAUUUGCUUAUUUACAAGAGCCACCACAAGCUGACAAGGCUCUGAGUUCCAAACCGAUUCUUAAACCUGUGACACGUUGAGUGUCUCAGCCUGUGGAAGGGAGCGUAUGUGGAAAGGAAACAGAAAAAUAUGGACGAUUCCCAUUUCAACUCAUCAUACUUUUGGUCUCCCGUCCCCACUGUACAAGGACAGAUUGAGAACGCCAUGUUCCUGAACAAGGCAAAGGAGCAGCUAGGCCCGGAGAAGGGCAACGGGCCCUCUUUCCCUCAUCCAUCUGCGUCUUCCACCUCCUCCCCACACUACCCCACAGCUGUGCUGGCCAUUCCGGGCUCAAUGGAUGCAGGGGCUGGGAUGCGAGUGGUGCCCAAACAGGAAGCAGGAGGUGGCAGCAGCGGGCACAUGCAUCAGACGCACACCUCUCAGAACGUCACCGUUGUACCUGUUCCGUCCACAGGCAUCAUGACUGCAGCGGGGUUAGUGAUCACCACCCCUCAAGGCACACUGGUCCCCACGGCCUCCACCCAGUCCUUUGUAGCAGGACAUCCUACUGCCACCACCAUGAUAGUGUCUGCACUUCACCCCUCAAACACCGAUAAGAAGCAGGACCUUGCCCUCCCUCCUGCUGUGGUCAUGCCGACGCCAUCAAAGCGAGGCAGGAAGAGCAAGCAGUUGAUGGGCAGACUGUCUGGAGUAGGCGGAGUCCUCCCUCCAGGAAGUGAUGCAUUGAUAUUAGCACAUCUAGCUGCUGGUGGACAGCAUCACUCUGCCGACCCAUAUGACCUGUCAAACGAUGAGGAUGAUCAUCCGAGCAAGGACGGCCCCAAAUCCUACAGGUGCCGGAUGUGUGCCGUGACGUUCUUCAGCAAGUCAGACAUGCAGAUCCACGCCAAGUCCCACACUGAGGCCAAGCCCCACAAGUGUCCCCACUGCUCCAAGUCGUUUGCCAACUCCAGCUAUCUGUCCCAGCACAUCCGCAUCCACAGCGGAGCCAAACCCUACACCUGCACCUACUGCCAGAAAACAUUCAGGCAGCUCAGUCACCUACAGCAGCACACACGAAACCACACUGAGGCCAAGCCCCACAAGUGUCCCCACUGCUCCAAGUCGUUUGCCAACUCCAGCUACCUGUCCCAGCACAUCCGCAUCCACACUGGGGCCAAGCCCUACUCCUGCUCCUACUGCCAGAAAACAUUCAGGCAGCUCAGUCACCUACAGCAGCACACACGGAUUCACACGGGUGACCGACCGUACAAGUGUAACCACCCUGGCUGUGACAAAUCUUUCACUCAGUUGUCCAACCUACAGUCUCACCGUCGGCAGCACAACAAAGACAAGCCCUUCAAGUGCCACAACUGUAACCGCGGUUACACAGACGCUGCCAGCCUGGAGGUGCACCUGUCCACGCACACUGUCAAACAUGCCAAGCUGUUCUCCUGUGGCCUCUGCAAUCGAUCCUACACCUCGGAAACGUAUCUAAUGAAACACAUGAGGAAGCACAACCCUGACCCACUAACCGUGGCAGCGACAGUAGCUGCUCAGCAGGCUCAGGGCCUCACACCAGGCAGGGGUCGCGGGCGUGGCCGGGGGAGAGGAGGCCGAGCGAAUCAGCUCCAAAACCAGAACAACCCAAAUAACACCAACCAGAACCCUAACCCGGGACCCCCUGGCAGCUACCAGUCAUCCCAGCAACCCACAGAAGCUGUGGUCCCAUGUCCUUUUGACCUGCAUCAGUACAAGACAGUGUCGGCCAGUGAGAUCCAGUACAAACCGGUCUCGGUGGCAGACCUACCCGUGGUCCACAAAGACCUUUGCCUCACCGUCUCCACAUCGGCCAUACAGGUGGAGCACAUGAACUCGUAGGCUGCAUCUUCACACUCUGUUUGAGGAUUGACUUAUUAUUAUAUCUGCAGUGUGAAAAAAAAAGAAAGAAAAAUCCAUUCAAACAAGUAGUUUAAUGAAUUCAAUGUUGUUGCCUUUUUAAAUCAAGAGAAAAUGGCAGAAAUGGUGGAAGUUUUUAUAAAAUAAGAACUAAACUGACUCUGAAAACAGAACAAGGCACCAGUAUAAUCAAUUUAGUUUCACUUCCUUGUGACUUGGAGUGGCAUUGGCUCUGUUUAAAAUAUUGAGUGAGAUUUAAUUCACUCUAUGCCAUUUUUUUCCCCUUAGGCUUCAACAUUGAAUCCAACGUAAAACAAAGUACUUGUUUUAAACGCAGAUAUUUUACUACUUAAUUCAUGGUUCCUGAGCUCACUGUGUUCAACGCUGGUAUAAAAAGUUACAACUUAAUCUAAGAUUAAUUUAGUCAAGAAAUUUAAUCCAUACUUUGUACAAAAGAAACCCUCAAACCAGCACUUUAUCUCUGAUUGUCUUCAUCUGCUCUUUUUUUUUUUUUAUUGCAUUGUUUGCAUUUAAAACCCCAGUAGGUUGUAACCCACAAUCCCAUGAUGAUGCAACACUCAGAACCAAAACAACAGCCAUUUUUAGCAAGAAAACCAGCAACUUGUCUCUUCGAUGUUGCCUGUUUUCAUAUAAAGUGAAGAUGGUAGGGACAAGCAAAUGGGAAAAAACAUUUUCCCAGAUCCCCAAUGAUCCUGAGAUCUUGGAUCGCUGGAAAGGAACAUAGAAGAAGUAGGGAUGGGAAACCACAGGCAGUGAUCAUUUCCUAUCAGGUGUAGAAUGCAACGCUAACCAUCUUUAUUAUCUUGUUCAUAUUACAUUUUUUAUUGCUAUAUAUAAGCAUUUUCCGGAGUAAAAUGACUUGGAGUUCAUGAGAAAGUUGGAAGAUGUUUCCAUGGCUCUGGAUGUGAGAUGCUGAGUAAACAAACUCAUGUGAGUCAUGUGACGGCAUCAUCUGAGGAUUAAGGUGUAAAAUAUCUGUGAAGUUAAAAAAAAAGAAAGAAAAAAGAGCAUUAUUCUCUGCACAUUUAUGGUCCAAAGAAUGAUGUCAUUUUAAAAAACAAACACAUAUUCAGAUCACAUUAAUCUGAACAUUUGCCAGUAUUUAGUUCAAGCCAAAACAUGGAAGUGAUAGAAGACCAAGGUUUCAAUCAUGGAGAAAACUAUAGACAUUCACUCAUCACUGAGAUCAACUGAAACAGUGUGAGGAACGAGGAUGAACCGAGUUUGAGUUUGAAUGACACUGACGCAGUGGUUCGAGGAGCAGGGUGAAGAAAAGGGACGUGGAAUCAGGCUGGAUUUCUGUCUUUAUUUUCACAAUUUGAACCUUAGACGUCAACGAGCAAGAGGAACCCGUUUCUCUUGUCAGAGCCCAAAGUAUUGAACAGGUCACGACUGCGCUAAAAGCGAGGAAUCCUGCAGCAGGGCGAGAUGUAAAGACGAGAGACGGAUGGGUUCGGUGGAGAGGGAGGGGUCAAAAAGAAAGCACUUGAUGAAGCUUAUACUUCAUGCCUUUUUGUUUGUCAUCAUUGUACUUUUUUUUUAAAAAAUAUAUCAUGUAUGUAUUUUUCUACCAAUACAGGAACAUGUGAACUGAGGAGAGAAAGUCGAGAGAUGUGCGUGAAUGUGAUGGAAAUGGGAAAAGAACGGUUGUUGUUUUUUCUGUUGUUUUUUACUUACUGUUCUCCAGGGAGUAAAAUCAGCCCAACGUUGUCGUCGGAGUGUUUGCUGGAGGAAAUAAUGAUUGUGUGAUUAAAAAAAAUGGCUGACAGGUACUGUUAUCAAUCUUUUUUUUUUCUUUUUUUUUUUUAAAGAGACUUUUUUUCAUACAUAUAAUUACUUUUUUCAUUAUGACUGUACUGCAAAUAUUAUCCACAUUAUUAUCGAAACUGAGGCAUUAUUGUAUUUCAGUAUGCUGUACAUAAAAUAGAUAGAAAAUACUCUUCUUUUUUUCAUCUCUAAAAGGGAACUAUGUCCUGUGUAAACCAUAUACGGGAAACUAAAGGAACUCCAAUUAUUAAGAACCAAAUCUUCAGCUGUGUCCUGGGUCAAUUUUACGUGUUGAUGACAUUACAGACAUGUACAAGAAGGAAAAGUGACUAAUUCACUCACCUAAAAAUAUAUGUUUCUCUUUCUGGAACACUUGCAGCCACAAUCUUCUGUUGAACUCAGCGAUAUUCACCGUAGUAGUUUAAAAAUAUUUACUUAAAAAGCCUGUUUAUUUGAUUACUGGAUCAAAAACUGUGGUCUGCAAUCCAAACAAAUAAAAAUGUAAACAUUGCUCUUCCACAGUUCCUCCAUUACCACUUAAACAAAUCAUUCAAAAAUUAUUAAAUACAUGUAAGCACACUGCUGUGACAUCACUGACCUGGGACACGGCUGCAGAGUGACACUCGACCCAAUCACAAGGUUGAAGCAGAUUCUUACACUGGGCUGAUGUCUUCAUAUAUAUAUUUACUCCUCCUUCUUGUGUUUCAUUGUGUCUUUUUAUGUAAAAAAAAAAAAAGAGAAAAGAAAUAAUAAUAACAAUAACCCACUGUUCAUGGUUAUUUCCAAGGCUCCUGAUGAUAAUAAUACAUUAACUGCCCUCUUGCGCUACACUCUUGUGUACUGUGCGCACAGUUACACCUCCUGCUCAUCUGAACAGACUGUUUCUUCCCUUAAGAAGAAUAAAAUUCAACAACAGUUUAUGAUGAAAACA